UGGAUCCUCUUUCUCAAUAAAAGGUCUGUUCAAACCCAGACUGAAAGGGAGUGAGAGAUUGAUAUCGUACGGAGCUGUUGGGUUUGGAUAAGGUGUGGCACAGAGCUGUCCCCUGCAGGUGUGCGGGCAGACAGCACACACACACACACACACACACACACACACCACCUGCUGCUACACAGAGAAAGGAAAACCCCAGCACCGCAGGAGACUCAGGCGAAGAUGAACUGGGGCUUUUUGGAGAACGUCCUCAGUGGGGUGAACAAGUACUCGACGGUGAUCGGGCGCAUCUGGCUGUCCGUGGUCUUCCUCUUCAGGAUCCUGGUGUACGUGGCGGCGGCUGAGCAGGUGUGGAAGGAUGAGCAGAGGGACUUUGUGUGUAACACCCGGCAGCCCGGCUGUGAGAACGCUUGCUUCGACCACUUCUUCCCCAUCUCACAGAUUCGCCUCUGGGCCCUGCAGCUCAUCAUGGUGUCUACCCCCUCCCUGCUGGUGGCGCUGCACGUGGCCUACAGGGAGCACCGGGAGGCAAAAUACAAGAAGAAGCUGUACAAGAACAAAGGGAGCCUGGAUGGAGGUCUGUUCUUAACUUACAUCGUCAGCCUGGUCUUCAAGAUAACCUUCGAGGUGGGAUCCCUGCUCGCUUUCCACUUCCUGUACAACGGCUUCGAGGUGCCCAUGCUCCUGCGCUGCAGCGAGAGUCCCUGCCCCAACACGGAGGACUGCUACAUUGGCAGAGCCACGGAGAAGAAGAUCUUCCUCUACAUCAUGGGCUGCACUUCCAUUGUGUGUAUCUGUCUGAAUUUUGCAGAACUCAUGUACAUUAUUUGGAAGCAUCUAUGGAAAUGUUUCACCAGGCGCAACGCCCCUGUGCGGAGGACCAUCAGCCAGCCAGCUGUUUCCAUUGUCAACCAGUUUGCCUCCUCUGAGCCCACAGUAAACACAGAGGAGGCCACACUGAGCCUGCAGGCAGAGGAAAACCGGCCCGUCCAGUCCUUAAGGCCUAGCGUGGUUCACAUCGCAAAGUGAAACCUGGCACACACACACACUGCUCACUGUCAGUGUUUCAUUUCAUUUCCCUUUCAUUUAUUCACAGGUUAAAUUAAAAUACAGGUACACUCAGUGUUUAAAUUGGCUUUUGUAAAGUGGGGGAGCCCUUCACUCGCAGUGAUCAAUGUCGCGAAACAUUUCUACUAUAUGAAUACACUGCUACUAACACACCGUUAAUUCACAUUGUGUUCUUUAUUAGUUAUUUAUCUCAUAUGCACAUAUCACAACAAUAACAUAACCCAUUUGUCCUUUGACAAGUCAUUUUGUUUGGCAAUAGGCAGCAGUUUUAAUGAGCAGUUUAGUUGCAAUACAUACUGUGGCCACCAUCCUACACAGUGCACCUUCAAUUCAUGACAUUCCAAAUGGCACUCAUGUCAAGCUUGUGGUGGCUUUCAUGCCUCACUUUACAAGACAUAUGGUCUGCAGACCGCCGGGUCAUAACUCCAGUGGUGGGCCCACUAAGUUAAUGAACAUUAAAUAUGACAAAUUCUCAACUUUUAGUUGAUUGCGAAUGGGUGAAAUUAUGUUGUUCAUUAGGGAGAACCCUCUUUCACACUCUGCAGUACUGACGGCCAGUGUGUCUCCUGCAUGUUUCAACUGUAUCAGUCCUCCUUUCAGUGGCAAGCCACUGUCCUUAAGGUCUCUGAAAUCUUGCUUGACAUUUGAGAAGUGGAUUUUAAGACGGGUACAAAGCAGCCUUAAUUCGGCCUCUCCAAAUAAGACUGGCACAGUUGGCCAGGUUUCGGGAUUAAGAAUAUUCAGCAGCUCAUAAAGUUCUAGUUCACCCUCUGUGACCAUCCUGGACAGCAUGCUAUUACUCAAAGUGUGAAAGAAUUUCUGAGGUGGAAUCAAUGUUUGCCUCCCACCUGUUCUCACUGGCACCCCUUUGAAAACACCUUCUUCAACACCCUGACAAGCAAGUUUAUAGUAUGCCCCUUUUUCCUCCCCCAUUGCUGAAAAAAUCUCAGCCUGUCUUUUUAUUUUUUUCAUCGCUUCAGAGAGACGGAUGUCUCUGCAUUGUAAUGCUUCUGAUAAAUCUUUAAGUUCCUCCAAAGCAUCAUACAUAAGUCCAAGAUUUUUAAUGAAGUCUGCAGAUGACAGUUUAUCUCCCAGGCCUUCAUACAUACACCUCUCUAAAGAGGUUCUAGCCGAAUCUUGACUAGCACUUGUGAAGUGCUUGUGCAGGGCACUAUACAUGUUCCACACAGCCUCAACAGUUCUGUAGGAGGAAGCUACCCACCUCACACCUAAAACCCGACCUAUCCUCCGCAAUUGUGUUCCCACUGAUGCUGCAGCACUGUUAAGUUCUCUGAUGUUUUUGGGUGAUUGGCUGUAAAGACUGAACAAUUUGUCGAGGAAGCUUGUAAAGUGGUUAGUCUCAACACAGCACUUUACUGCAUCACCAACUGAGAGUUCCAACCUAUGAUUGAGACAGUGCCAUCCCACAAUGUCAGGGUAUUUUGCUUUAAGUUUUGCAUAUACGCCUGCCUUUUUACCCAGCAUCACUGAUGCCCCAUCUGAGCAAAAUCCAACAAAACAGUCCUUCAGAAAGUCAUCAUCUAGUCCAUUGUCCACGAGGCACUGGAUCAAUGCAUCAGUAAUGCCAUCUGCUGUAGUUUUUUCCAGCUCAAUGACAUUUAAGAAAAAUGUAAGUGGGUCUGCAUUUGCCACAGAUGCUCGUAAGUAUAUAACAAGACAGGAUUUCUUACUCACUGUAGUGCUUUCAUCCAUCAGGAUAGACCCCUUGGGCUUUGUACGCCUGAUACUGGACAUUAGGGAUUUCUUCAUCUCUUCAGCAAUAAAAUGAACAAUGUCAGUGCAUACCACAUUACUGUGGAGGACUCUGCCCAUGUUGAGCCCAUUGAGUGUUUGUAAGUCUAUGAGGCCGGUGAUCUGUAAACGGUCGGUUAUUUUUGGCAAUAUAAUAUGCCGUUCUGAAGACCUUUUCAGUUGUGCUCAACUUUUCUUGCUGUGCUCUGAGAAAACUGUCUUCUAAUGAAGCCUCAGGUGUUUUCUGAUAAACUGACUGAGCUAGCUUGUGACUGUGGGAGGUUUUGUGGUCAUGUAGUUUUUUUCUCAAUGAUUUCAUUUGCUUAUCUUUUGUGUUUCCAUAAGGAGUUACUCUGGCAUUUUGCCAUUCAGAAGAAAAGGAAUGCCUUAUGGGUCCUGACUUAAAAACUCCUGCUGAAGCUGCAUCCCUACAAACCUCACAUCCUAGGGCUUUAUUUGAAACAUAUAUGAAAGGGAAUUUGGUCUUGAAGUGUUCAUAUUGUUUUAAAUUCCAGCAUAUUGGCAAAUUGCUGCUGGAGGGGUCUGUAGCUGGGCCUGCUCUGCUGCUGGAGGGGUCUGUAGCUGGGCCUGCUCUGCUGCUGGAGGGGUCUGUAGCUGGGCCUGCUCUGGUUCUGGAGAGGUCUGUAACUGGGCCUGGACUGGUGCUGCUGGAGGGGUCUGUAGCUGGGCCUGCUCUUUUGCUGGAGGGGUCUGCAACUGGGCCUGGACUGGUGCUGCUGCUGCUGGAGGGGUCUGUAGCUUGGCCUGCUCUGGUGCUGGAGAGGCCUAUAGCUGGGCCUGGACUGGUGCUGCUGCUGGAGGGGCCAGCUGUAGCUGGGUCUGCUCUGGUGCUGCUGCUGGAGGGGCGAGCUGUAGCUGGACCUGCUCUGGUUCUGGAGAGGUCUGUAACUGGGCCUGCUCUGGAGCUGCUGCUGGAGGGGUCUGUAGCUGGACCUGCUCUGGUUCUGGAGAGGUCUGUAACUGGGCCUGCACUGGUGCUGCUGCUGCUGGAAGGGUCUGUAGCUCGACCUGCUCUGGUUCUGGAGGGGUCUGUAGCUGGACCUGCUCUGGUUCUGGAGGGGUCUGUAGCUGGGCCUGCACUUACUCCUUUGCUGCUCCUGACAGUGGUACUGUUAAAUGCAUAAAAUAUGAUGGUUACCAAUUCUAAACACUGUAUUAAAUAUGGCUGGGUUUUUUGUUGAAAAAUGACCUCAACAUACCCACUGAAAAAGUCCCUCAGUGUCCGCUUCAUUGUCAGAGUUACAGCGUCUGAACAGAAAAAUCAAGUUAAAUACCAAUGUAUGUGGGGGUGGUCCACUAUGCACAGGCUCACAAACUUGAAUGUAGUUAAAAUCAACAUGAGCUACAGUACAGAAUGAAAAAGAAUCGAGCUACCUAAAGACAUUGUGGCACUGAAUCCAUCUGAUGUUAUGACUGUAACAAGCGAAGCAACAAUAAGUCUUUCAAAAGCCUACCCUACCAACACUGCCAUUUACCAUGUGUGCUGAAGUAGGUUACCACUCAUCCUUUCCAUUAGAAAUAACUGAUUUGUAACGAAUAACGAAGUUUAGCGACCUCAUAACUUUGGCCAAACUCAUAGGACUGGGAGUCGAGCACGCUAUCCAGGCUGGUGGUUGUCUCACUAGCAAGAGAGACGUUUGCUAGUUUCCAUACGCAAAGCAACGUUGCAGCAGGCAUUCGCUCAAUCAGUUAGCCAACUCUUUCUUUUUUAAAACAUUCUGAUGUGAUAUUUAACUAGCAGGCUAGAACCCACAGAAUAACUAACUUGGUAAAUGAACAAUCUGACAGAAAUACAGCCUGAAAUACGAACUUGAGGGUGAUUUUUAUUUCUCGACUGAGAGACGUCUGUU
Molecule: messenger RNA, 4691 nt
Organism: Eleginops maclovinus (Patagonian blennie)
Lineage: Eukaryota; Metazoa; Chordata; Actinopteri; Perciformes; Eleginopidae
Product: gap junction beta-7 protein-like
Exons: 2
Coding region: 223-1029 (268 amino acids)
Biological process (GO): cell-cell signaling
Cellular component (GO): connexin complex
Molecular function (GO): gap junction channel activity
Source: RefSeq, a predicted model, not a curated record